Messenger RNA from Syngnathus acus (greater pipefish), 1359 nucleotides. Its product is annotated as kelch-like protein 25. The record is from RefSeq and is a predicted model, not a curated record. Gene Ontology annotation, molecular function: protein binding. The transcript is spliced from 5 exons. Lineage: Eukaryota; Metazoa; Chordata; Actinopteri; Syngnathiformes; Syngnathidae.
AUGGCCUUAUUUUUGGGAAUUAACUUGUGUUUCUAAUUAAUACUUAAGGUUGAUCACAAAGCCAAGGAGAUUAUACUAAAGGCAGACCUUCCUAGCCCGAGAAAAGAAUUCAGUGCAUGUGCCAUUGGCUGUAAGGUUUAUGUGACUGGAGGAAGAGGAUCAGAAAAUGGAGUCUCAAAAGACGUCUGGAUAUAUGACACAGUUCAUGAAGAAUGGUCGAAAGGAGCACCCAUGCUUAUAGCAAGAUUUGGUCAUGGUUCAGCUGAACUGGAGACCAGCCUGUAUGUAGUUGGAGGUCAUACAGCCAUUGCCUUUGUUUUUCCUGCCUCUCCCUCUGUCUCUUUAAAACAGGUUGAACGGUAUGAGGCUGGCAGUAACAAGUGGACGAUGAUGGCUCCCUUAAGAGAUGGUGUCAGUAAUGCAGCAGUGGUCAGUGCCAAAUCAAAACUGUUUGUUUUUGGGGGCACCAGCAUACACAGAGAGAAAGCCUCUAAGGUCCAAUGCUAUGACCCUGUUGGUAACCGCUGGAAUAUUGCAGCUGAAUGCCCGCAACCUUGGCGCUACACAGCAGCUGCAGUCUUAGGUAGUCAGAUCUUCAUCAUGGGUGGUGACACAGAAUUCACAGCCGCCUCUGCUUAUCGGUUUGACUGUGAAACAAAUCAGUGGAGUCGUGUCGGUGACAUGACAUCCAAGCGAAUGAGCUGCCAUGCUGUGGCCUCCGGAAAUAAGCUGUACGUGGUCGGAGGUUACUUUGGUACACAAAGAUGUAAAACAUUGGAUUGUUAUGAUCCAACAUCUGAUAGCUGGAACUCCAUCACUACUGUGCCUUACUCACUGAUACCCACUGCCUUUGUCAGCACAUGGACCUACCCGCCUAAGUAGAAUACAAUAUGAGGUAAAUUCGGAAUUGCCGAAAAAUAUCAAGUAUUUUUGAUAGGUGCAUGCUGUUUCACUGCCAUUUACCAGCAUACUUGGCAACUGACCAUAUGCAUGGCAACACAAAGCAUUUCCAGUCUGUGGAAAGGUUAGGAGAGUACAACUUUCUUAAGAUACUGGGACACCAUCUGGUUGAAAUAAUAAUCAAAUUUUAUAAAUGUGUGAUACUAUCCGGUUGUGUAAUAGGUAUAUUGAAUAGUUCGAUGCUGGUGCUGUAAAAGGUCGAAAUUUCAUCAGCUGAGAUUGGCUGGCAACCGGUUCGGGGUGUACCCAUAUGACAGCUAGGAUAGGCUCCAGCACGCACACGCACAGAUAUAAGUCUCGGGCGGUCAAAACGUCUCUUUUCCUCUCCGCUCAGUGCUCAUUGGUUGGCCGAACGAGCCGCUCAAUCACAAGCUCUUCUCACAGGGAUCAAUUAACUUU